AUGGCAGUCUCCCAGAAUCCCGCUGGCAGGGACUCGCUGUCCUCGCAGCCGCGAUGCCCGGAGCAGAUCCGUCUCCUGACCCUCAACUGCUGGGGCCUGCUUCACAUCUCUGCCCUCCGCAGUCCUCGGAUCCUCGAGAUUGGGCGUCGCAUCGCGGCCAUGGACGCUCCGCCGGACGUCGUGUGCUUCCAGGAGCUGUUCUGCCAGGAGGACUUCCAGGCCCUGCGCCGGGAGACGAGCGCCAUCCUCCCGCACGCCAAGUUCUACCACAGCGGUGCCUUUGGUGCUGGCCUCGCCAUCUUCAGCCGCUGGCCCAUCGCCUCCUCCUCCAUGGUCCCCUACCAGCUCAACGGCCGUCCCACGGCCUUCUGGCGGGGCGACUGGUACGUCGGCAAGGGCAUUGCCUGCGCGACCAUCCGCUUCGGCCCAGGAGCCCGGGACGUCCUCGAGGUCUUCAACACCCACACCCACGCCCCCUACGAGAAGGGCCCCAGGGACACCUACGUCUGCCACCGCACCGCCCAGGCCUGGCAGAUGGCCAAGCUCGUCCGGUCCGCCGUUCAGACGGGCCACCUGGUCGCCGCCCUGGGCGACUUCAACAUGCUCCCCGGCUCCCUCGCCCACCGCAUCAUCACGGCCAGGGGCGGCGUCCGCGACGUCUGGCGCAUCUUCCACCCCGAAAGCUCCCUCGGGCCCUCGGACCACCCGGACGAGGCUCGCCGCGGGCUGCCCGUCCCCUCCGCCGACUUCAACCUGCUCGAGAACGGGGCGACCAGCAACAACGUCCUCAACACCUGGCGCUGGACCAAGUCGGAGCAGAAGAAACUGAGCGCCGGCCACCUCUGCCCCGUGGAUCCGGACACCCCCGACCCCCGCGGCCAGCGCCUCGACUACAUCUUCGUCUCUACAGGCCAGUCCCCAGAUGCCGAUGAAUCCUCUGAGAGCUCAGGAUCCGGCUGGGUCGUCGAGUCCGCCAACGUGGUCAUGACAGAGCGCCACCCCGACCUCCUCGUCUCCCUCUCCGACCACUUCGCAGUCACCGCAACCCUCACCCGUCACACCUCCUCCGCGCCGCGGGAUCUAGGCGCGGCCACUACUGGCCCAGAAUCAGACUACGACGCCCAGCUCCGCUACGCCGCCAGCAACGACCACCACGAGGACAAGACCCUCUCCAGGUCCGAGUACACCUCCAUCCUCGCCAUGAUCUUCUGGUACGCCUCCCGCGAGCGCAGCCAGCGCCACUGGCGCGGCGUCCACUUCUACUCCGCCCUCGUCGUCUGGGUCGCCUGCCUGGUGGCCGUGUGGUUCAGCCCCCGCAACUUCGUCGCCUUCAUCCUCAUGCUCUUCGGGAGCGUCGUCCUGCUCGCCGGUUUCAUCGACGGCCUGCUGGCCUUGCUCUUCUUCUCCUGGGAGAUACGUGCCCUCAAGGAGUUCGAGUGGGAGGUGCUGAACUCGCAACCUCCAGCUCCGGCUGUCACUGAUCCCAUGGCUGUUUGUGAGCGUGGGCAGGGAGAUAAGAACGAGUACUAG
Messenger RNA from Clonostachys rhizophaga, 1530 nucleotides. Lineage: Eukaryota; Fungi; Ascomycota; Sordariomycetes; Hypocreales; Bionectriaceae. The record is from the annotation of a GenBank genome assembly.